Molecule: messenger RNA, 1284 nt
Organism: Cladophialophora carrionii CBS 160.54
Lineage: Eukaryota; Fungi; Ascomycota; Eurotiomycetes; Chaetothyriales; Herpotrichiellaceae
Exons: 1
Coding region: 1-1284 (427 amino acids)
Biological process (GO): response to heat; protein refolding
Cellular component (GO): cytoplasm
Molecular function (GO): ATP binding; Hsp70 protein binding
Source: RefSeq, a predicted model, not a curated record
AUGAACGGCGCUACUCCACCCGACGGUGCUCCCGAGAUCGAUCUCUACGAGAUCCUCGGCGUCCCCAGAGACGCCUCCCAGGCCGAUAUCCGCAAGGCAUACAGAAAAGCCGCCCUGGCCCACCAUCCCGACAAAGUCCCUCCCGAGCAGCGUGAAGAAGCAGAAGCCCGGUUCAAAGCCGCGUCACAAGCCUACGAGAUCCUCUACGAUGACGAGAAGAGACGGCUCUACGAUACCCACGGCAUGGCUGCCUUCGACGGCCGCGGGCCUGGCGGCAUGGGUGCAGAAGUCAACAUGGAGGAUAUCCUGAACAUGUUUGGCAUGGGAGGCGGCAUCCCGGGCAUGGGCAUGCCCGGGAUGGGCGGACCGCGCAGAAUGCGAAGAAGUCCCGAUGAAAACCAGAAAUACGAAGUCUCAUUGGAAGAUUUGUACAAAGGAAAGACAGUGAAAUUCUCGUCCACCAAGAAUGUGAUCUGUUCCAAGUGCAAGGGCACGGGCGGAGCGGAGAAGGCCCAGGCCAAGGAAUGUUCUCAAUGCAAGGGCCAGGGUGUCAAGCAAGUCUUGUCACAAGUCGGGCCGGGCAUGUUGACCCAGCGCAUGGUCGAAUGCGGCGCAUGCGAGGGGACCGGGCAGGUCUUCAAUCCCAAGGACAAAUGCAAGAAAUGCAAGGGCAAGCGCGUCACGGAAGAGAAGAAACAACUCGAACUCUACAUCCCUCGCGGCGCCCGGGAAGGCGAUCAGAUCAGAUUGGAGGGGGAGGCCGACCAAGUCCCCGGUGCAGAACAGACGGGAGACAUCGUCUUCCACCUCGUUGAACAAUCCCACGAAGUCUUCCAGCGGACGGGCAACGAUCUCAGCGCGAAACUCGACAUCACGCUGGCGGAAGCAUUGACUGGCUUCCACCGCGUGGUGCUUAAGCACCUUGACGGGCGUGGCAUCGAACUCAAUCAUCCCCAAGAGCCUGGCCAAAUCCUCCGUCCCGGUGAAGUGCUCAAGAUCAGAGGUGAAGGCAUGCCCAUGAAGAAGUCGGACGCCAAGGGCGACCUCUACCUGGUCGUCGAGAUCGCCUUCCCCGAAGACGGCUAUUUCCUGGAGAAGCCAGGCUCCCUGGAGCAGCUGCAGAAACUGCUCCCGGGACCCGAACCUCCGAUUGAGGAUGUCGAGGAAGCCGACGAGGUGCAUUUCGAGCUUGCCGAUAUCGAUGAGAUUGGUGGCGACGAGGCACAAGGCGCGUGGGAGGACGACGAGGAUGGACCGCAGCAAGCUCAGUGUCAGACUCAGUAG